Arabidopsis lyrata subsp. lyrata is the source of this 1117-nucleotide messenger RNA. RefSeq names its product adenylyl-sulfate kinase 3. Gene Ontology annotation, biological process: sulfate assimilation. The coding region runs from base 355 to 981 and encodes 208 amino acids. Gene Ontology annotation, molecular function: adenylylsulfate kinase activity; ATP binding. The transcript has 8 exons. The record is from RefSeq and is a predicted model, not a curated record. Lineage: Eukaryota; Viridiplantae; Streptophyta; Magnoliopsida; Brassicales; Brassicaceae.
CCCCCAUCGCUCUCCUCUCUCCAUCUGUCUGCCACUCCAUUAAUGUCGGUUUCCAUUUUCCCACUCACAAUGACCCCAAGAAACUCGAGGAGAUGGAACAAAGCAAAAGUUAAAAACACACACACAGGAAUAAGCUUAAAAAAACCUCUUCCUUUAUUCGAGAAGCAGAGCACAUUGAUUCCAAGUUUAUGUUAAAGGAGGGACAUAAUCUCAUCAACGAGGUUAUAACAUUGGAUUGUAGGAAACUUUCUUUUGCUCUUUUGAGAAUCAGUGUUUCCUGAUUGAAUGAAAUUUCUGGUGGUUUAGAUCUCUGAGUUUUGGUGAUAGAUCAGAUUAACAGGCAGACUUUUGAGAAUGUCGACAGUGGGAAAUUCUACAAACAUAUUUUGGCAAGAAUCACCCAUUGGGAAAACUGAAAGGCAGAAGUUGUUAAACCAGAAGGGUUGUGUGGUGUGGAUCACAGGGCUCAGUGGCUCAGGGAAAAGCACGUUAGCUUGCUCGCUGAGUAGAGAGCUGAACAACCGGGGAAAGCUAUCAUACAUUCUUGAUGGCGACAAUCUUCGUCAUGGUUUGAACAAAGAUCUUGGUUUCAAGGCAGAGGAUAGAGUGGAAAAUAUACGCAGGGUCGGAGAAGUAGCCAAACUUUUUGCAGAUGCUGGUUUGAUCUGUAUUGCCAGCCUCAUAUCCCCGUAUAGAAAAGACCGUGACGCCUGCAGGGAAAUGAUGCAGGAUUCAUCUUUUAUUGAGGUUUUCAUGAAUAUGUCUCUGCAAUUGUGUGAAGCAAGAGACCCUAAAGGCCUAUACAAGCUUGCACGUGCAGGGAAGAUCAAAGGUUUCACUGGAAUAGAUGAUCCAUAUGAAUCUCCCUUGAACUGUGAGAUAGAGCUGAAAGAGAAAGAGGGAGAGUGUCCUUCCCCUGUAGCUAUGGCUGAGGAAGUCAUCUUUUAUUUAGAAGACAAAGGCUUCCUUCAAAACGAGUAACCUUCACCAUAAUCUAACGGCUGAGAUUUGUUUUUCCUUUUACUUUGAUGGGUGUUCUCUGUUUAUUACUUUCCUGAAACAGUGCAAAUUCUUAAGAAGUUUCAACUAAUGAAAUCAUUCAACAUCAGAAUCUUUU